UACCAGUUGGGUUCAUGCCCCUAGUAAAAGCAGAGAAGGGAAUAGAUGUUGCUAUUGAAGAGAUUCGAGAAAUGCUUAUGUUUCUUGAGAAGGAAGUCACUGGAAAAGAUUUCUUUGGCGGCAAGACGAUCGGAUUCUUGGACAUGGUUGCAGGAAGUAUGAUCCCGUUUUGUCUGGCUCGGGCUUGGGAAUGUAUGGGAAUUGAUAUGACUCCAGAGGAUACUUUUCCAGAAUUAAACAGAUGGAUCAAGAAGUUGAAUGAAGUUGAGAUCGUCACAUUGAUAGGGCUCAGGUCUCUGGUGAAAUCAGAGAAGAGAAUUGACGUUGCAAUAGAGGAAGUUCGAGAACUUAUUAUGUUGCUUGAGAAUCAAAUCAAGGAAAAAAAAUUCUUCGGCGGAGAGACCAUAGGAUUCUUGGACAUGGUCGUGGGAAGUAUGAUACCGUUUUGUCUAGCUCGGGGUUGGGAAGGUAUGGGAAUUGAUAUGAUUCCAGAGGAAAAGUUUCCAGAACUAAAUAAAUGGAUCAAGAAUUUGAAAGAAAUUGAGAUCGUAAAGGAAUGUAUUCCUGAUAGAGAGAAACAUAUUGAGCACAUGAUGAAAAUUUUCAUUGAUGAACAGGUUGGACCAGUAGCCUUUAGGUCUCUGGCAAUAGCAGAGAAGGGAAAAGAGGUUGCAAUCAAGGAGGCUCAAGAACUCUUUAUGUUUCUUGAGAAGGAAGUCACUGGAAAAGAUUUCUUCGGUGGCGAAACAUUUGGAUUCUUAGACAUGGUCGCAGGAAGUAUGAUCCCGUUUUGUCUUGCUCGAGGUUGGGAAGGUAUGGGAAUUGAUAUGAUUCCAGAGGAAAAGUUUCCAGAACUAAACCGAUGGAUCAAGAAUUUGAAAGAAAUUGAGAUCGUGAGGGAAUGUAUUCCUCCUAGAGAGAAACAAAUUGAGCACAUGAAGAAAGUGGUAGAAAGAAUCAAAUCGGCCUAACUAUAUGUUUGUAUAAUAUAAUCUCGUUUAAUAAAAGUUGUAUACUUUU
Molecule: messenger RNA, 1020 nt
Organism: Arabidopsis arenosa
Lineage: Eukaryota; Viridiplantae; Streptophyta; Magnoliopsida; Brassicales; Brassicaceae
Source: the annotation of a GenBank genome assembly